GUGACAAGGCCCGACUGCCUCCCUGCAGCCCCUCCAGUAGUAUCCGCCGCACGUCCUCCCUGGAUACGCUGGCAGCUCCGUACCUAGCUGGGCACUGGCCUCGGGACAGCCAUGCGCAAGCUGUGCCUUGCAUGAGGGACAAAGCUACACAAACAGAGAGUGCAUGGGCUGAAGAAUAUGCCGAGAAGAAGAAAGGGUCUCACAAGCGUUCUGCAUCCUGGGGCAGCACAGAUCAACUUAAGGAGGUCAGGAAAAUUAUUGAGAUUGAAGAAGAAACAGAUAAAGCAGAUGGAAAUAAAAAGAGAAUACAUGAUAGGAGCUUUGAGAGUACUAUGAGGAAAAAGGGAAAGGCUCCUGUUCCAAAGAGUGCGCUUAUUCCAGUAAUUCCCAUCACCAAAUCAACAGGUUCCCGGUUCCGGAAUAGUGUGGAAGGAUUGAAUCAGGAGAUUGAAAUAAUAAUUAAAGAGACUGGGGAAAAGGAAGAGCAGCUUAUCCCACAGGAUAUUCCGGAUGGCCACCGUGCGCCUCCCCCACUUGCCCAGAGAAGCAGCAGCACCCGCAGCAUUGACACACAGACACCUGGAGGUGCAGACAGAGGAAGCAACAACAGUAGCCGUUCCCAGUCUGUGUCCCCCACAUCCUUCCUCACUAUCUCCAAUGAGGGCAGCGAGGAAAGCCCCUGUUCAGCCGAUGACCUGCUGGUUGAUCCCAGGGAUAAAGAGAAUGGAAACAACUCUCCUUUGCCCAAGUAUGCAACAUCCCCCAAACCUAACAACAGUUACAUGUUCAAACGGGAGCCUCCAGAGGGCUGUGAAAGGGUCAAAGUCUUUGAGGAGUGCUCGCCAAAACAACUUCAUGAAAUCCCAGCCUUUUACUGUCCUGACAAAAACAAAGUGAAUUUCAUUCCUAAAAGCGGCUCUGCUUUCUGCCUCGUCAGCAUUCUCAAGCCACUCCUUCCCACACCAGAUCUUACCCUCAAGGGCUCUGGCCACAGCCUGACAGUCACCACAGGUAUGACAACCACCCUGAUUCAGCCCAUUGCCAUGGCCUCCCUGUCUACAAACACAGAGCAGGACCGAGUCUCCAGAGGAACCAGCACAGUCCUGCCAUCAGCCUCCCUGCUGCCACCGCCAGAACCAAUUGAAGAAGCGGAAGGAUAGGCCCAUGUGCUGUGGCGCUGUGGUUCUGGGAAACUGAGGACUCCUCGGGUGAUUCGACUGUGACAGUACCAUGCACUCCCGGCUGGCUGUGGCACACCACUGCUCUCCAGAGACGUGUCAGGAAGGCUUCAGAAGCAGUAUCUCCUCUGACUGAGGUUACACUCAUGAAGGCCAGCGUGCUUAGCCUGCUUUUUUCCUAAAGCAGAAAGGUCUCAUUCUUUACUUUGGGAAGGACAGUGUCAUGUUUUUUGUUUUCAAAUUAGACUUGUAUAAAACAAACAAAAUACAGAAUAUGAUCCCUACAAACACGAUUCCCAAAAGGAGGUGUAAAUGGUGCUGCAAGAACCAUCUUUUGUAUGAAAAGGACUAUUUUAUGAUACCAGUGUCACAUUUUCUGAAACGCAGCAAACAGGAUGUUCAAAGAUUCUUUGGUGGCCUCUUGUUUCUUGCUUUUCUUCCUAGGUGUGUGCUUUUCUCAGCUGUUCCAGCUUUGGGACCAAAGGGAUUGUUGACAUUUUCCCAGCAGUGUUAAUCUGAUGACUAUAUUCUCCCAAAUAAGAAUCGAUAGAUAAAUGCAUUGAACAAGUAUAUAUAAAAAAGAGAAAAAGCAAUAUUCGUACAUUAUGUGACUUACGUUCUUUGAUGUCAAAAGUUUGUGCUUUGGGUGAAAUAUUUGUAAAACUGCUGUUUUCUUCACUUCACCUGUACACAUUUCACCGUGUGGUCAGAAAAGUUAUAGCCUGAAAACAAGUGCUUUAAUGUUCUCACCCAUAUUGAGACUUGAUUUAAAAGUCAGCGAGCCAAAAGGAAGCUAUCUAGUGUUGAUUGCUAGCUAGGAAAAUAAGGAGCCCUUUGGUUUUCUGUGAAAUGUAUAUCACGUGAUUGCCCACCUCCACUACAGGUGCCACUCUACCUUAUCAUCACUGUAUCAUAGCCCCAGGAGACCCUCAAAUGGCUGUGCAUGGAUUUCCUCCUUUGCUUUUGUGAUGUUACUGUCUUGUGGAUUUGGUCAGGGUUAGUAGUUUGCCAGGAGUGUAAUCCACUGAAUAACAAUCCUAGCCACAGAAUCUUGAGACUGACUUUUUCUUUGUGGUGAUUGGCACUGAGAUUUGUUGUCUACAGAUUUUGCUAGUUUCCUCUUCAACAUUUCCACACAGUGGAGAAAACAGACAAGAGCAGCUUUGGAGCAUAAACAAUAGUCACCUUUGAAAAAUCCACACUGUUUUGGAUUUCAGCUUAUCCUAACACAAACUACUGCCAAUAUUAUUAUCACAUAGUAACAGUAUUUUAUUUUCUGGGUAUGUGGUAGUAGAAUUAAGGAGUAGCUAGCUCUUAGAAAUGAAUUUCAGCAAGCAGUAUUGAUUUUGAAAAAGCACCCUUCUAAUAUCUUCAUAUACUACCUUAAAAUGCAGUAAUUUACAUUCUAUAGGCAUAAAAAGGUUUUAAGUCCUUAUGAAGGAGAUAUCAUUGAAAAGGUUAUUAAGUCAGCUUGUCCAGAAAUGUUCUAUCAAGAAAAACCUAGUGCAGUGGUGGCGAACCCUAUGGCAUGUGUACUGCAGGGAGCUGUUCGUUAUCAUUGAAAAUUCUAAAAGGUUUGCCAUCACCGAGGGGUAGCAAUAAAUCUGCAAGGAUUUACAUUCAUGCACCUUUAAAACAUCUGAGCAAUUUAAAACAUGCCUUUGAUAGGCAUUAAAAUGAUGUAUUUAGGUAGGUCAAAUGAAUUCAGCCAUAUGAAUGAAUCUGUCAAGUUUUAGUUGGUAGGACUGAAGAAUUUUGUUACUUUUUCCAUCCAAAACUUAAUUUAGGGCCUCUGUGAGCAGUGAAUGCUCAGUUAUUUGGGGGUCUAAAUGUUCUGAUGGGUUGGUUUUUGAGUAUGUUGUUUGCUUGCCUUCUUGGUUAUACUGUUUCACUUUACCAUUUCACUGGUAAGAAGCCAAACUAUUAACAAGUACAGAGGAAAAGGUAAAAUUGAGAUCAGUUGAGUUGAUAUGAAUACAGCAGUAGGUAAUUAAUUAAAAACAAGGUUUUGCUGUUUGUUUGUUUUACUUGAGGUCUUUCCUUUGCCUCAUACUUAACUUUCCUCUUCUAUUUCCAUUCCCACUAGUCAUAAUGAUAUUUUACAGCUAGAAUGUUACUUUUUGGCAAUUUUUCUUUUAUUCUUUUGUACUCAUUUGCAAAUUCAUGCCUUUACUCUGUAGUUUCAUAUAUCCUUAAAGUAAUGUAAAAUCAGAAUGGAAGAAAAGUUUCAGAUUUAUUAUUUAAAAAUCUUAAUUUUAAAUAGAACUUCUAGUUUAAAAUUUGGUUAUACACAGAAUGUGAAUUUUUAGGUAAAUGAGUUGUGCCAAAGCCAAACACAUCCCUUCAGUUUGGGAGAAAUAGAGUCUGAGAUUUGGGGGAGGCAGGAAAUGAUCCAAGAUACAAAACACCUUAAACUGCCAGUGCCAACAGGCUAACUUUUAAGCAUAUGAGUUAUAUCACAGUCUUAAAAAGUAGGUUCAUCCAAGUUGUUUUAUUUAACUGUUAGUUCACAGAUGGUUGAUUUUUUUUUUUUAAUGGCACUUACUCUCAGAAUGCAUACUGUAUUCUAAUUAUGCUCCAAAAUGAUCGUGUCAUUCUAUAGAAAACUACAGAAAGUAGACAUAGAAUAGCUUCGGUGACAUUUUAAUUUGAAUUUUUUCAAAUUAAAAUACUUCUAUUGAAAAAAAGAAGCAUGGGUGGUAUGUAUCUUUCAGCAUAGUUAUUAUUCUGUGGUUACUUUGUCAGUCUUACCAAUUUUUUACCCUUAGAAUAAUUUCUUCCUUGUGAUGAUAAAACUUAAAACAUUAACCAUUUCUGAUUAUGACAAAGUAUUAUUUCCAUGGCUUUUAUGAGCUAUUCUGUUUUUAAAAUUCUAGUUUUGUCUCUUUGGUUAAAUAUGGGGAGAAUGGAAGCCAAAAAUACCUUUAAACUAGAUUCUUUGUUUUGUUUAAAAUGUCUCUUAUACUUAUGACCACAGACCAAAUCAGACUUUUAGAAGUUGCUACUGCUAACUGCAUAAUAUCUGGUAACAUGAAAGGCCUGUUUGCUUUCAACUGUUCAAAAAAGCAUUAGCUUUCACUGGAAGGUGUUAAAGAAUGGCAGAAUUUGUAGCUGCCUCUAUAUCCAAAAUUAGGACUAGGUUGUAAGGAUUUUAAGGAAAAUAAACAUUGUUACUACUAAAUUUACUUUUCUUUUUAUUUAUUUUUAUGAGUAUUGUUUGCAGUAAAUGAUUACCUUCAUCAUGGGAAGUUAGCACAUGUACAUAACACAUCUUGAUUUUUUUAUUUCCCAUACCUUUCCUCUACUGCCCUCCUAAAUGUACUAUUCUAGAAUUUCAGAUUCAUUCCUUAAUGCUUGGAUUUUUGGUGUCUCAGAACUGGACCACAGGAAGCGCUGAGUUUGCAAAAUUAAGUUAAGAAUACUUAACUCCGCACUUUAAAGUUUACGUUUCAUUCUGCUUAAAUUAAUGAUAAGCAGAGUAGUCCUGAACAAUAUUUUGUUGAUACAGUCCUGUUGAAUAUAAUUUAUAUUUUUUAAACUCUGCAUUUUUCAUCUCUGUUGAAGCUGCAUAAAUCUUUUUAAAAUGCAAUUUUAAAAAUUCUGUUUUCUAACAAGAUUCUCCAAAAAACAGCAUUUCCAAUGGUAAUAGAUAUUGUUACUAUGUACUUAUGUAUUCCCUGUACCUGAACACUUGUUGCUGCCUCACAA
Messenger RNA from Fukomys damarensis (Damara mole-rat), 4886 nucleotides. RefSeq names its product family with sequence similarity 117 member B (gene Fam117b). The transcript is spliced from 7 exons. The record is from RefSeq and is a predicted model, not a curated record. NCBI's taxonomy places the organism in Eukaryota, Metazoa, Chordata, Mammalia, Rodentia, Bathyergidae. Bases 132 to 1160 code for a protein of 342 amino acids.